CUGGGGGGGUGAAGGGGAGCUGAGGAGUACAUCAGGGCAGUCCCUGGCAGGGUCCUGACCAGAAGGCAGUCGUUUCCUGUCCACAGGUCUCCCUGAGUUCUGGGAGGAACUCUUCCCUGCUGCUGGCAGCCUAGCUUACUUGUCCCUCUUGGCCUUCCUCUAACCCCCAAGUCUUUGGCUGGUUGUAGCCCCUUCCCCUAAAGGCAGCAGAAAAGACAGGGCUUAGUAGUUUGGGGAGGAGAUGGGAUGGGAGCUCCCCAGCUGCCUCUCUCAGCGGGCCACAGCAUUCCCGGCCACAGCGUUCCUCGGCCCAGGUCGUGGGGGUAUCAGGGACAAUCUCCAGGCUGCCCUCUCCACCGUUGCUCCUGCUCUCCCAGGAGGCCCAGUGGGGGCCGAGGCGUAGGCCCUUGCCAUGGAGUCCAUGUUUGAAGAUGACAUCAGCAUCCUGACCCAGGAGACACUGGGGCCCAGUGAGGUGUGGCUGGAUGCCCCAGGAGACCCCUCGCUGGGGGGGGACAUGUGCUCCGCCUCCCACUUUGCCCUCAUCACAGCCUAUGGGGACAUCAAGGAGCGACUGGGAGGCCUGGAAAGGGAGAAUGCCACCCUCCGACGCCGUCUCAAAGUCUACGAGAUCAAGUACCCGCUGAUCAACGACUUUGGAGAGGAGCACGGCUUCUCCCUGUAUGAAAUCAAGGAUGGCUCCCUGCUGGAGAUGGAGAAGGUCAGCCUGCAGCAACGGCUCAACCAGUUCCAGCAUGAGUUGCAGAAGAAUAAGGAACAGGAGGAACAGCUUGGGGAGAUGAUCCAGGCUUAUGAGAAACUUUGCGUGGAGAAGAGCGACCUGGAGACCGAGCUGGGGGAGAUGCGGGCCCUGGUGGAGACCCACCUGCGGCAGAUCUGUGGCCUUGAACAGCAGCUACGACAGCAGCAAAGUCUCCGGGACGCCGCCUUCCCCAGCCCCAGCCCCCCGCCCACCCCUGGCCCACCGUGUGCUGAUCUGGACCUGCACUACUUGGCAUUGAGAGGAGGAUCUGGCUUGAGUCAUGGCUGGCCAGGCCCCACAGCCAGUGUGAGUGACCUGGAGCGACAGCGGCUGGAAGAGGCCCUGGAGGCUGCCCAGGGCGAGGCCCGGGGGGCUCAGCUUCGGGAGGAACAGCUCCAGGCUGAGUGCGAGCGGCUGCAGGGGGAGCUGAAGCAGUUGCAAGAGAGCCGGGCCCAGGAUCUCGCCUCCAAUCAGUCAGAGCGGGACAUGGCAUGGGUGAAAAGAGUCGGGGAUGAUCAGGUGAAUUUGGCGCUGGCUUACACGGAGCUGACCGAGGAGCUGGGCCGGCUUCGGGAGCUGAGUUCCUUGCAGGGGAGGAUCUUGAGGACUCUGCUGCAGGAGCAGGCCCGGAGUGGCGGCCAGAGGCACUCGCCGCUGUCGCAGCGCCACUCCCCGGGCCCCCAGUGCCCCUCGCCCUCCCCGCCCGCGCGCGCCGCGCCCCCCUGCCCCCCGUGCCAGUCCCCCGCCCCCCAGCGCCGCUCCCCCGGGCCGCCGUGCCCCUCACCCCAGCAGCGCCGCUCGCCCGCCUCGCCCUCCUGCCCGUCGCCCGUCCCGCAGCGCCGCUCGCCGGUGCCGCCGCCCUGCCAGCCCCCCAGCCCGCAGCGCCGCUCCCCGGGGCCCCCCGCCUGCCCGGCCCCGCAGCCGCGGCCCCCGCCGCCCCCGCCGCCGGGCGACCGGACGCCGGCCGAGCGCGCCUACGCCAAGCCGCCCAGCCACCACGUGAAGGCGGGCUUCCAGGGCCGGCGCAGCUACUCGGAGCUGGCGGAGGGCGCGGCCUACGCGGGCGCCCCCCCGCCCUGGCUGCAGGCCGAGGCCGCCACGCUGCCCAAGCCGCGGGCCUACGGCGAGCUCUACGGGCCCGGCCGGCCGCUCAGCCCGCGGCGCGCCUUCGAGGGCAUCCGGCUGCGCUUCGAGAAGCAGCCGUCGGAGGAGGAGGAGUGGGCCGUGCCCGCCAGCCCGCCCAGCCCCGAGGCGGGCGCCAUCCGCUGCGCCUCCUUCUGCGCGGGCUUCCCCAUCCCCGAGGCGCCGGCCGCCGCCUACGCCCACGCCGAGCACGCGCAGUCCUGGCCGUCCAUCAACCUGCUGAUGGAGACAGUGGGCUCUGAUAUCCGCAGCUGCCCCCUCUGCCAGCUAGGUUUCCCCGUCGGGUACCCAGAUGAUGCCCUCAUCAAACACAUUGACUCCCACCUGGAGAACAGCAAGAUCUAGGGUGCCUCGCCCACCCACUGGCUGUUUCUUCAUCUUCUCUCAUCACCCCCAAACACUCACUUUGAAUGCUGCAUGAAUCUCGUGGGGGGCCCCUGCCCCUUGCGACCCCCAGAUACCUCCACUAGCUACUGAGUCCAUGUGUGUGCCGUCUUCCCUGGUCUAGGCACCACUCAGCCCUGGCUCUUCCUGGAAGGCCAGCCGAGGCUCUCCCCAGCUCCCUACCUUCUGCUGGGGAGGUAGGGAUCUGGGCUGGGAUGGGGAGGGGCCUACCCCACCCAGCCUCUCCCUCUGCCUUUCUGUUCUCAAGACAGGGUUGGAUCCAAGAAGAUGUCUAGUGCUUGGGCCCAGGGGAGGGGGAGGGUGUCAGAGGACUCUGGGCGCUCCCCCAGCCUCUCCCCAGAUGUCCAUCUUCCUCAGGCUGUGCUCUGUCCAGGGAGUGCCUCCCUGUGGGGGCCCGGAGCCUGCCUUGUACACUGAUACCGGUUCCUCCAUCCCAUGGCCAGCUUGGGGCUCUUGGCACAGGGCCCCUUUCGGGGAAGGAGGCAUCUUGUUUCUGGCCAUUGCCUGCAGGCCUGUCCUGUUCUCCUCAUGCUCUGCUCCUCUGGGGAAUAGGGAGGGUGGGAGUGGAGAGGGAGGACCCUGCAGGACUGGGAGGAUUCAGCCUGCAGAGGCUGCCCUGAGGGCAGGGGGCACGGGGGACACCCUGCACCAUGACCCCCAGGCCAGGGCAGUAUCUGUGCCAGCCUCCCAGGUCCCCACAUCCCCCUAGCACCAGGACACAGAUUGUUAAGACAGAUGCCCCCCUCCACCCUUACCCUAGUCGGGUCCCUGAUACCACAGGUGACACCACGGGUGCCCUGGAGCCCGUGUGUGACUCGGCCUCUGUUAUUUGGGUGGGUGUCAUCAGCCCUGCCUCCCAGGCCAGAACCUGCUGAUGGACCCAGGGUGCUGUUGGAGAUCAACUUCAAAAGAGCUAACCCCUUUUCCAUCCCCUAGUGACCCACAUUCCCUCUGUGAAAUCUACCUCAGAGUUGUACCCUCAGAAGGAUGGGUAAGCAGGAGGCCAGGGGGUCCCCAGGGCUGAGGUGGGGAGCUUCCUGCGGCAAGAGCCUGCUGCCCCACGAUGAAUCCAACCUCCCCCCCACCACUACCACCACUGCGAGCAUCUCCCAGGUCUCAGCCCCGGGCCGGUGGCAGUGGGCGCUACUGUCAGUGCAUGUCCCAUUCUGAUCCAACACUUCCAGGCCCCCCUCCCCCACCUCCUCACACCCCUCCCUUCCUCCUCAGCGCAGGGGAGUGAAGAGGUGUGUCAGGCAGGAAGGGGCCAAGGGACUCCAGAGACACAUGGCAUUGUACCUUGAGUGUCCCCCUAGGGUGGGGGAAGGGGCCUGGAGAGGGAGGUGGGGGCCCCUGAGCUCUCUGAACAAGUUGAAAUCCAAAUAAAACUUACCUGUUCCAUCUGC
Nyctereutes procyonoides (raccoon dog) is the source of this 3714-nucleotide messenger RNA. It is a transcript of the gene TBKBP1, whose product is annotated as TBK1 binding protein 1. The transcript has 9 exons. The record is from RefSeq and is a predicted model, not a curated record. Gene Ontology annotation, biological process: canonical NF-kappaB signal transduction. NCBI's taxonomy places the organism in Eukaryota, Metazoa, Chordata, Mammalia, Carnivora, Canidae. Gene Ontology annotation, cellular component: cytoplasm. Bases 413 to 2251 code for a protein of 612 amino acids.